ACGUGUCACGUUUGGCCCCACUUAAUGACCAAACGCUAAACUUGGAAAAAAAAAAGUGCUGCCACGGAGCCUCUCAUAGACCAGGUUUCCUCGGGAGGCUCUUGUCCUCCCCUCCUGUAAGCGCUACGGCGGCGCGUAAAACCAACAGGUUGCCGCUGCCUCCCGGACAGUGGAAGGGGCGCCCCCGUUUGUCCAUCUAUUUAUACCCCCCCUCCCUCUCCUUAAUACGGAGAGCCCUCCACAGCUGCGAGUGUGACUACAUUUGGAGCGACAGUUCGGAGGGAAGGGCCAGUGGGGAGGGACCGCCGGGCUGAGGAAGGGCAGCGGCGCCGCUCGAAAUGCCCACUUCACGCGGCGCGCAGUGCACGAGAAACAUCUCACCCACCGAUGUACAGAUUGGUUUGCAAGCUCAGAUUUGUGGACUCUAUGAGCACAGCUAAGAAAGAAGUCUUUAGGUCUGAUGGAAGCUGAAUUUCACUGGAAAGAAAGAACAACCCAUCUGCUUUCCAUUCCUAAAUCCUUUUAAGGGACAUGGAUGCCGUGGAGAACCCAGUCCUGGAGCCCAGAUCAGAGCGGAUCGCUCGUUAUAAGGCCGAGCGGAGGCGAGAACUGGCCGAACGUUACGGCAAUAUCGAGGAGCUGCCUUCAAAGUGGGUGAGGAGGGACGGGAAGGUGGUGCACGACCCGGCAACCCAAGCCCACAGAGCGACGUUGAACUCAGAUGGCCUGAGUGAAAGAGUUAAUGGCAGGACGCGAGGGAUUACAAAUGGAUUAGAGGCAGACACUCCUGCAGAGUCCAACUACCUGGGAAGCUGCCCCGAUGCUGGGCGAGCCACGUCCUCUCUGGACCUGGCUACGAAGCCGGGCUCUGAGGGGGGCCGGCGACGCACCCGCCGUUACCUCCCCGGCGGGUCGGGAGGCGGUCGCAAGGCCAGCGAACGCUUCAGGACACAGCCGAUCACAGCCAAUGAGAUGGAGGAGAGCAGCGGGCUGUUGGAUGCAGAGGAAGAGGAGAACUGCAAAGCCGAUGUGAAAACAGACGACAGAGCCAAAAUGAGCGUGGCUGCCAAGAUGUCUUUGUUUAAAGAGCUGGAGAAGUCCGCAGCCCCCGAGGCCUCGGCCUUCCUGAAGCCUCGGUCGGGCAGCGUGUGCCAUGAGCGCAGGGUGCGACGUGGCAACGACCAUCGCUUCCUUACUCAGCCCAUCACCUGCGAGGAAAUGGUGGCUCUCAGCGCCCCCAAACCAGAACUUCCAGUGGAGCCCCAGCCUGUGCAGGCGGAGUCAGUGGAAGACGGCGACGAGAGCUGCAGGCUGAGCAUGAGUGAGAAGCUGGCCCUCUUCAACAAACUGUCUCUCCCGGGGAGGCAGGGGGCCGGCCAUCCCGAUGGGCCCCCCGAGAGACGGAGGCAGAAGGGGGCCCGGUACCGCACGCAGCCCAUCACUGUGGAGGAGGUCAGCCUGCUCCAGAAAGGCCCCGUACAGCUUCCCGCCUUCUGUUUGUCCCCUCAUCUGUCCGACAGACAGCAGGCCUCGUCUGUCAACUUAAAACCCAGUGAGGUACGUCUUUCUCAGCCCAGACCGGACACCGAGCCCAGUCCUGGCCAGCAGGGCCUGCAGCGCUACGACUCUGAGCCCGGCUUGAGGGGAAUCCUGAAGAAGAGCCGCUCCGGAAGCUCAGAGUGGAGCAGGACGGAGGGCGGUCAGACGGAUGCACCAAACGGCCACGAACAGAACGGUGGAGGUCGCGGGGAGGCAGCGAUGCAGGGGAGGAUGGAGGGAACAGAGAGGCAAGAAACGGCACCACAGAGAGAGAGGUGUGAGGCCUCAGGUGUAGAGGGAGGCUCAGCGACCGCUGCUCCCUGGAGGCAGAGGGCUCGAAACAGGAGGGAAACCAUCUCGUGUACACCAGUGAGAGCCUCUUCAGACCAGGACGCUCCUCAGGAGGAGACGUCCUUUCAGGCCAAGCUACAGGAGCAGCCGGCCUCGUCUGUGGAACGCAGCUCAGACACCACGAGGAGAGUCCUGCAACAGGAUGAGGAAGGGACUGCGAGGAAGCCCAAUGAAGAAACCACAGCCAAGGGACGUGUUCGGGUUACCCUGGCGGACGGCACCUCUAAACUGCAGGUGUCAACCGGCACCAGCAGUAGUAAGGAAGAGACAGAAAACCUUCACGCUAAAAGUGUCAACCCUCAGUGCUGGGAACCCGUGUUUGCCUCUGUCUAUUCUAGCAGUACGCCCCAAUAUAUCAUGUGUUUCAACCAGACAAAUCAGUCCUUUGAGGCGCAAGAAGUCUCCUCUCCUACCAAGAGCCCGAUUCAGCCUCAGUGGAGGCAGAAGGGUAAGGGUGUAGAGGGGGAACCGGCCCAGAUGGACAGAGCCGAGGAAAUGAACACACAGCGGGAAAGAGAAGAGCAGGAGACCGGACAUGUGGCCAAGAGAGGUCUUGGAUCUCCAGAAUCAGACACGACUGAGCCCUCCACUGAGGCGCCGAUAUGUACAUAUGAAGAGAUCUCCCUGCCGCCUGUGAUGGCGUUUGAAGCUCCACCAAGCUCUCCUCCACCCUCAGCGCCUCCAAAAGAGGUGAAGGAGGAGACUCCUGUGGAUGAAUCCAGCACGCUCGAUGGAGGUUUUAACGGCGAACAGUCGCCUCCCGCCGCCCGCGCCCCCCUGCUCUGCGGAGACGUCGCUGCCAUGGAGAGUGAGCAGGACCUGGGCGUCCUCUGCCAGACCAACGCACCCAUACUGACUUCAGCAGUAGCAGAGCACAGGCGGUCGGUGCGUCCGUCCCGUCGGACUCAGGGCUCCAGAAACCCUUUGAGGGCUCUCGCUGCCAGAGAGGACAUCAGGCAGGACUACAUGGGAGAGACAGUCAACACAGCUGCGGGGGAAAGGGUCCAAGCAGGGAAGAAGUCGAAGAACUCCUCUGCGGCAGACUCGCAUCCUGCCAGAUCAGAAGACCUCAACCUCUCCUCGGAUGCUGCGACUACCAAGUCUUAUCCUCCCUUCAGCAGCCUGAUGCUCAUUCACAUCAAAGGUAGGCGGCGUGUCCAGGUCCGUCUGGUGGAGCCCUCGGUGCGGUCGCUGAACAGUGGAGACUGCUUCCUGCUGGUCACUGCGGAGCACUGCAUCCUGUGGAGCGGAGAGUUUGCCAACGAACAAGAGAGAGCCAAGGCCUCGGAGCUGGCAUCGUUCAUCCAGAGCCAGGGGGACCUCGGCUGUCAGGCCUCCCAGGUCGUCCACCUGGACGAGGGGCUGAACUCUGACAGCAGCGUGGCUGAGGACUUCUGGAACCUUCUGGGAGGAAGGUCACAGUACAAUGGAGCUGGUGCACCAGAGGAGGACGAGCUCUACGAGAGCGGCGUGGUGGAGUCCAACUGUGUGUACAGGCUGGUGGAGAACAGGCUGGUGCCUCAUGAGCAAGCCUGGGCCUCCAUCCCCACCAUCUCCCUGCUCUGCCCCACUGAGGCCCUGGUGUUUGAUUUCGGCAGUGAGGUGUACCUGUGGCAUGGGCAGGAUGUUUCGCUCAGCAGGAGAAACGUUGCUCUGCAGCUGACUCGCCAGGUGUGGGUCGGGGCCUAUGACUACAGCAACUGUCGAGUCAACCCACUGGAUCCCACACAGUGUAACCCCGGCAUACCGCUGAGGGGAGAGGGUCGUCCCGGCUGGGCGCUGUUCGGCGUCCUCCCGGAGCGCGACGAGACGGCCCUGUUCAGGGAGAAGUUUGAGGACUGGACGGGCGUGAGCGGAGGCAGGGAGGAAGCUGCGUCGGUGAACAAGGAGGCACAGUCCGUCCCGGUUCAGCCUUCCCAGUCCGUCUCCCCAACAUCAGACCCCCUGAGCCCCUGUGAUGCUAAGGCUCUGGCGUCGCGCCAGUCGCCGGAGGGAGACGGUUUGGUCCAUAGCGUGCUGGGUGGGGUCGACGUCCAGAGGGGUCACGGUGUCAUCACGCUGGAGGAAGGACGCCGGGUUGAGCUGAAAACGGUUGCAGUUGACACCUGGCACGUCCAGGAGUUCGAUGACAGUGAAAUUCCUGUGGAGAGCACAGGACAGCUUCACGAGGGAGACUCCUACGUCAUCCGCUGGACGUACGGCAUCAUUGACAAGAUAAGCAGUUCGGACGACUGUAGCAGGGGUCCGGGACAGAAAGACAACACCGCCUUCUUCCUGUGGAGGGGCCGUCACUCCAGCGUCAGUGGACGUGGCACUGCUGCCUUCCUGUCCAUUGGGACGAACAACCACGAAGAAUCACAGGUGGUUGUACCUCAGGGGCUGGAACCUCCCUGUUUCCUGCAGCUUUUCCAGGGAGGCCUGACCAUUCAUAAGGGCAGGCGAGAGGAGGCCUCCACUGAUGAAGCAGAGUGGCGUCUUUUCCUUGUGCGAGGGGAGCUCCCAGAGGAGGGAUCUCUGUUAGAGGUGGAUUGCUGCUGUGCAGGUCUGCGCUCCAGGGGCUCUGUUGUGCUGCUGAACAGCCAGCAGGGGGUGCUGUACCUCUGGACUGGUUGUAAAGCCCAGGCGAGCACCAGAGAGGUCAGCAAGAGGGCAGUGGAGCGUCUCACUCAAAUGUGUCCACCAGAGCUGGGUCUCAGCAAAAGCAGUCCCGUGAGGGUGCAGGUAGUAGAAGAAGGUUCAGAGCCUGCAGACUUCUGGACAGCACUAGGACAGAUGGACAGAAGGGCCUAUGACUGCAUGCUGCAAGAUCCAGGAAAGUAUAACUUCACACCUCGUCUCUUCCAUCUGAGUGCCUCCUCUGGGAGCUUCCAGGGCGAAGAGAUACAGAGUCCAAGCCGGCUGCCGGGGCUGGUGGUGGCAAUGCCCUUUGUCCAGGAGAGCCUGUACUCUGUGCCCCAGCCAGCCUUGUUCCUGCUUGACAACCGUCUGGAGGUCUACCUGUGGCAGAGGAGUCAACCUCAGCAGACGGAGAGCUCAGCUUCGGCCUGGAGCCGCUGGCACAGUGAGAGGAGGUGUGCCAUGCAGACGGCGCUGCAGUACUGCAAAGAGAUGAACCCGAGACGCCCGCCUCAGGCUUACCUCAUCUUUGAGGGGUGUGAACCUCUCACCUUCACUAAUGUCUUCCCUCGCUGGGAGAGGAGCCUGGGACCCCACACACAGGGUGACACAGGGAGGUUAAAGCUGACCUUGGUGCAGGACGCCCUGGCCCAGCUCAUGAAGACCCAGUACCCUCUGGAGCAGCUGCUGCGGAGCCCGUUACCGGAAGGAGUGGACCCCCAGCACCUGGAGGUCUACCUGUCUGACCAGGACUUCCAGACUGUUCUGGAAAUGAAGAGAGAUGAAUACGCCUCCCUCCCGAGCUCUAAGCAAAUCGAUCUGAAGAAAAGCAAAGGGUUGCUUUGUUAGACAGCAAGAACAUGUGGAGGCUGACUGAUGCUCCUGUAGCAGGGACUUCCUCCUCCAUCUCCACCGAGAAGGGAAGAUGGCAGGGGGAUAUCACCACCGUGUUGUUGCACAAAGGACUACUCACAAUGUAAUAAAAAGAAGAAAAAAAAUUCACUUUUAUUUAUGUCAAAUUAGUAUGGUGUGUGGACUUUUUAAUCGGACAUGGAUUUCUCUGUAGCUAUUGUCCAGAGCAAAAAAAAAAAAAAACCCCAAAAAAACCAAAACAUUUUC
This is a messenger RNA of Xiphias gladius (swordfish), 5625 nucleotides long. RefSeq names its product supervillin c (gene svilc). Gene Ontology annotation, molecular function: phosphatidylinositol-4,5-bisphosphate binding; actin filament binding. Bases 532 to 5355 code for a protein of 1607 amino acids. Gene Ontology annotation, cellular component: cytoplasm; actin cytoskeleton. Gene Ontology annotation, biological process: cytoskeleton organization; actin polymerization or depolymerization; actin filament severing. The transcript has 33 exons. The record is from RefSeq and is a predicted model, not a curated record. Lineage: Eukaryota; Metazoa; Chordata; Actinopteri; Istiophoriformes; Xiphiidae.